This is a messenger RNA of Ananas comosus (pineapple), 2011 nucleotides long. RefSeq lists its product as uncharacterized. Lineage: Eukaryota; Viridiplantae; Streptophyta; Magnoliopsida; Poales; Bromeliaceae. The record is from RefSeq and is a predicted model, not a curated record. The transcript is spliced from 5 exons. The coding region runs from base 635 to 1057 and encodes 140 amino acids.
GAGAGAUGUGUGAAUUGUGGUUGUGCUCUGUUUCCAGUGUCACUCAUUCUGCUGGAUAGCUUAAGCUUGACCCUUGGAGAGGACAAAAAUGAAAGGUGUUUGGGUCAUGAGAAAUUUGGGCCUGAACUAGGUGCACCUUGCCAGGUCCCUUAUAUAUGUCACAUUUUUUUAGAGCAACUUAUAAUUUUUAAAAUAAACAAAAUGAAUGUGUUUUUAAGGGUUUGGCGAGGAUAUUGUAUCUCAUCUACGAGAUUAUAUUGUUUACUUUUAAAAAAUUAACAUAAAAUUUAUGCAUGCUACGUCAUUAUAUGCAUCUUGUUAAGUAAUGUAUUCAAUUACACACAGUUACAUAUACAAACUUAUUAAUUAACUACCCCAAUUUUUGAGAGUUCAUCCAAAAAAAAAAAAAAAGCCACCCCUGCAUGGCGCACUCUCCCGCUCCCACUCACUUCUCCUCCCUUCCCCCGGCCUAUAUAUACUCCCCAGACGUAGGAUUCGCGAUUAUCCCUCCACCUUCUUUGCUUCAUCGUCUAGGGUUUCAAAUCCCUAUCGAUCGAUCGAGCAAUCGCCCUCUUCUUCUUCUUCUUCUUCUUCUUCCUCCUCCUCCUCCUCCUCCUCCUCCUCGCGAGGUUGCAUGCCGAUCAUCCAUGGCGAGGAGGGCGAAAUCGGAAGCGACGCGGCCCGACGAGGUACAUCAGACGCUGUAUUCAACGCUUUCGCUCACGCAGCUCUACUAAAGCGCCAUGAACCAGCAGAGGCGCUCCUUGCAAGCCGGAGAGCGCCAUGGCUUGGAGAAGCUUUAAAAAGGGAUCCUGAAAAAGCUUCAGGAAGGCUCGCUAUUGACUACAGCAGAUGUAGUAGCUCAUAUUCAGGGAUCGAGGGGUCCUUCAUAAUGAAGAGAGCAAAGCAACAUCCCUUCUUCGGAGAUGCUUUAGGCCUCUCAACAUGUCCGAACGGUUGGAGCCAUACACAGCAUUCUGCUUCAGCCGCAGGCCCUAGAUACUUCUUGGCCACUCGGCGGUCGACUGAUGACAUGACCAAUGCUGAACCCCCUUGACGGAUAAAGCUGUGGCAUUCCCAGUCCAUGUCCGAACUUUUUGAAUCAAAUGACUCGUCCUAAAAGAGAAAUGCCAAUGCUGCAUGCAACUCCCAAAAGCACAUGUACCAAUUAACUUCCACCAAUAUGAGAAAAUUAUUCAUAAAUUGUUGAUAUUGAGGAUUCCUUAAGAAACAUGCAAUGGGGAUAUUGUGUAAUACAAUGGUGACAUCUACGAAUAUGUGGGAAACAUGCAAUGCACUCUCUAACCAUAAUCUUCAUCAGACGAAUUUAGUGAGUGUACUACCAUCUUAUCUUGGCAUCAUUUUAUAUUAGAAAAUGCUGCUUAUACAGUUAUUGGAAUAUAAAUGUUACAGUCAACGUCCAAUAAUGGAGAGUAAAAAGAAAAAAAAAAUUAACAAAAGUAAAUAUAAGUCACAAAAAAAAAUUAGAAUAUAAGCUUUACAUUUUAGUUAUAAAAUGUAUGGAUACUAUUAUAUUUUUUGUUUCUUUAUCUUAGCCAAUAGCCACUAUGUGAUAAGACCGAAAAAGAGGGGGCUUCAAUCUCCCACCCAAUCAAGCAUGAUACCAUUUGAAUGAGCCCCACGCUUUUAACUCCCUCGUCUCCUAAGCUUCUGUUAUAAGUAGCAUUAGAAUUUAGACAUCCCACCUCACCAUCACCAACGGAGUGGGCCCCGCUCCUUUGUCUUCUUCUUCUUCUUUGUCCUUCCUUUCAUCACCUCCUUUCGUUCUCGCACGUGCGGUUCACCAAGCCGGUCCAUUUCGCCGUACAAAUCCAACGGCUGGAUAAAAAUCAGCUUGUAAUAUUUGGCUGGUAAUACUAAAAAUAAAAAUAUGUGUUGCAUUCAAUCUCCGAAUUGUUUUUACAAAAUAAAAUAAAUAACAGUAUAAAUAAAUUUGUCUGACCAAUUAAUAGUUGUCAAAAUCUCAUAAAAUACUUUAACAUCCAACUUC